GGUGGGUGGAGUUCCCCGCCCUCCCGGUCUCCUCCUGGCCUCCCACAGACCCGGCCUCAAUCCCGGCUCGACAUGUCCAGCCUCCAGGAACUAUGCUCCGGGCUGCCGCUGCGGCCCCUCCCGGAGAACCGAGGCCGCUGGGCUGGGGUGCCCCAUGCCCCGGUCAGGACGCCGGGCCUCAGCCCUGCAGAGCAGCAGCUGGCGCUAAGGAACGCCCUGCGCUACUUCCCCCCGGACGUCCAGGAGCUGCUGGCCCCCGAGUUCGCCCAGGAGCUGCGUCUGUACGGCCACAUCUACAUGUACCGCUUCUGCCCCGACGUGGAGAUGAAGGCCUACCCGAUCGAUCGGUACCCCUGCCGGACGAAAGCCGCUGCUGCCAUCAUGCACAUGCUCAUGAACAACCUGGACCCCGCCGUGGCCCAGGUAACAGCCGGGGAAACUGAGGCCCGGCACCGUCCAACAGAAACCUCACAUGAGACACGAGGUUUGAAGCUCACAGGCGUGAGCCACCGCGCCCGGCCUAUAAUACCAUUUUUAGGAGAACAAAAUCUGUUUGCAAAAUCUCUGGGAGGUGGAAAAGGACCGGAAUUGGGGGGCUAUAGGCUUAUUACAUCCGCUCUUUUUUUUAAACCUCCCAGAGGGGGCGGCUGGGAGGAGGGGGGCGCAGCCCUGGGCUUGGUUCCCUUCUCUGUGGUCAGGUACGGCCAGAUGACCGCAGGCAGCUACUGCUACAUCGGUCCCCAGGGCAUUGUCCACGGCACGGUGCUGACGGUGUUGAAUGCCGCACGUCGCUACCUGGGCGUCGAGGACUUGGCCGGGAAGGUCUUCGUCACCUCUGGGCUCGGUGGCAUGAGUGGGGCCCAGGCCAAGGCCGCCGUCAUCGUGGGGUGCAUCGGCGUGAUAGCAGAGGUGGAUAGAGCCGCCCUGGAGAAGCGCCGCAGGCAAGGCUGGCUGAUGGAAGUGACCGACAGCUUGGACCGCUGCAUCGAGAGACUCAGGGAAGCAAGGACCAGAAAGGAGGUGCUCAGCCUUGGUUACCACGGCAACGUGGUGGCGCUUUGGGAGCGCCUGGUGCACGUGUUGGACACCACGGGGGAGGGUGAGGCGAUUAACGGGGGAUUCGGCCUCGUGCUGGACGGGACCCCGGAGGCCGAGCAGAAAGCCAGGAUGAUGCUCGGCUGGGACGUCUGCAACGGCGUGGCCCGGCGCUGCUGGGCUGGGAACCCGAAGGCCUACGAGAUCAUCCGCCAGACCAUGCGGGAGAACAGCGGCCUGGUGGUGACGCUCCCCCACGAACCGGCGGGGUCUGGGGGCCCAGGCCGCGUGGACCGUCUGGCGGGCUGGACGCGGACGCUUGCUUCAGCCUGCAGGCUUUCGUGCUACCAGCACCGCGGGCGUCCUCCUGGGCCGUCCUGGGGGGGAGGCCUCAGGCGGUCUCCCCGCCCCGGCGCCCUGCUCUGCCGGCUGAGGCUGCUGUCACCGUCCCCUCCGCAGGUGGUGGGCUCCCAGGCCCGGAUCCUGUACUCCGACCAGAAGGGUCGCGUGGCCAUCGCUGUGGCCAUCAAUGAGGCCAUCAGGCAAGGCAAGAUCAAGGUGAGGACUCCUGCGCUCGGCGGGGCUUCCCCGAGGCUGCCCCCGUCGCCUCCCUGGGGCUUCAGCCUGCGCACCCCACAUCUGUCGGGGCUCAGCCCCACCAGGGAGCUUAGCGCUCCCCUGACCAUGCCCCAAACUACCACCUUUUUACCGAAACCUGGUUUCCCUGGAGACUUUGCUCCCUGGGACCGGACGGGCAGAGCGGCUCAGAGAUGCAGCACUGGGGUGGCCGCCGCGGGUGUCCCUCCCGGCGGUGGUGACUGUCCGGGGCUGUGCCUGCAGGAGCGGACGUGGGGAAGGAAGGCGCCGGUAGGACGGAGUUCCGCUACCCGUCGUACGUCCAGCACAUCAUGGGGAGCGGACGUGGGGAAGGAAGGCGCCGGUAGGACGGAGUUCCGCUACCCGUCGUACGUCCAGCACAUCAUGGGUGUCAGGGUCCCGGGCGCUCGGGCUGGAAAAGCUCCGGCCUCUGACCUCCCCUCGCCGGUCCUCGGUGGACACGAGCUGGCACCCCAGAGGGAUGGAGCUGGGGAAGACAAGCUCCCCAGGAGGCAGGUGGCCCACAAGGGAUGCACUAGGCUGGCCUGGCCAGUGCAGGAGCUGGCGCAGGGGCUUGGGGAUGCCAGCCCACUGCACCCCGCCAUGAUCACCUGGGAAGCUGACCCUGGUCCCACGUCUCUUAAAUUCUUUUGCGCCUCCUGCAUCUGGGUGCUUCAUCAGGAUGACUACAGGGAAGGAGGAUGGGGCCAAGGGGCGUGUGUCCCCAGCUCCCUGCUCGCCCUGUUGUUGCCCCAUUCUCCAGGCCUGAGCCUGUCGCGGCCCCGCGCCCGGCCCCCCGCCCCCGGCGCAGGGAGUGACGGGCGGGCGGUGGCUUCUGUCUCCCCAGACAUGGCCGUGCAGAACUUUGUGGGCGACGCCUUUCGCGGAGCCACCUGGGUGGCGCUUCACAACGGAGGGGGCGUGGGCUGGGGUGAGGCGAUUAACGGGGGAUUCGGCCUCGUGCUGGACGGGACCCCGGAGGCCGAGCAGAAAGCCAGGAUGAUGCUCGGCUGGGACGUCUGCAACGGCGUGGCCCGGCGCUGCUGGGCUGGGAACCCGAAGGCCUACGAGAUCAUCCGCCAGACCAUGCGGGAGAACAGCGGCCUGGUGGUGACGCUC
Molecule: messenger RNA, 2751 nt
Organism: Propithecus coquereli (Coquerel's sifaka)
Lineage: Eukaryota; Metazoa; Chordata; Mammalia; Primates; Indriidae
Product: urocanate hydratase-like
Exons: 17
Biological process (GO): L-histidine catabolic process
Molecular function (GO): urocanate hydratase activity
Source: RefSeq, a predicted model, not a curated record